This is a messenger RNA of Rhineura floridana, 2876 nucleotides long. RefSeq names its product synaptotagmin 11 (gene SYT11). The record is from RefSeq and is a predicted model, not a curated record. The transcript is spliced from 5 exons. Gene Ontology annotation, molecular function: phosphatidylserine binding; calcium-dependent phospholipid binding; calcium ion binding. The coding region runs from base 162 to 1913 and encodes 583 amino acids. Gene Ontology annotation, cellular component: synapse; axon; membrane. Gene Ontology annotation, biological process: regulation of dopamine secretion; calcium-ion regulated exocytosis; regulation of calcium ion-dependent exocytosis. Lineage: Eukaryota; Metazoa; Chordata; Lepidosauria; Squamata; Rhineuridae.
UCCCUCUCCACCGCGUCCCCCGCACCAGCGCGCCUCUGCUUUGCCAUUUUUCCAAACCAGAUCCCCGCUUCCUCAAAGCGGAAGAAGUGACGGUACAGGAAAGGACGGAAGCCCGCUGGUUGACUGACGGAAAGGCGUUUGCCCAUAAGAGAAGCUGAGUCAUGCGCUGCCAUGUUUCUCUCUGGCAAAACAGACGCGUGUUGCUGUCUCCCAGCACCAUCCUUCCUAUAACACCAUCGAUUGCAUCUCUCCUGCUACGCAUGGCCCAAACCCUCGGGCAGAGGCGGUGCGGGGAAAGAGAAAACGACGUUCGCAACAAAACCUCCGACAGACCCUCCCCGCCAGCCCCAACCCGAGCCGCUCUGCCGAGUCACCGCCGGGCGGGUUCGGAGAGGCGGCGGGAGGCGUGGCCUCGGCUGGCGCUCGGAGGCGGGGCCUUGCCCGGGAAUCGUUCGAAGUGGGCGGAGCUAGCGCUGCAUCAGGACCAGUCGCCAGCUUUGCAUCCCUUGGAGUCGGGAGCAUCCUCAGGGCCGGGAGAAGCGCCGCCGCCGCCGCAUCCGCCGAAGGGGCCUCCCGCGCGUAUCGGGCCGCUGCCACCGCUCCAGUCGCGGGCCGCCAUGGCAGAGAUCGCCAGCGUCCGCCCCAGCUUCGAUGUCUCUCCGAUUGUGGCAGGCCUCAUUGGCGCCACCGUCUUAGUGGUCUCUGUCUCCGUGACCGUGUUCGUAUGGACGUGCUGCCACCAGCAUGCAGAAAAGAAGCACAAGACUCCCCCUUACAAGUUCAUACACAUGCUGAAAGGCAUCAGCAUCUACCCAGAGACCCUGAGCAACAAGAAGAAAAUCAUACGGAUCCGGCGAGACAAGUUGGGCGCUGCCAGGCAAGAUGGAAGAGGCAACCUCCUGGUGGACGCAGCAGAAGCUGGGUUAGUGGGCUCUGACAAAACCUCCAACGGGUUGAGCGCAGCCACAUGCGUCAACCAGCUUCCCAUCAAAGUAGAUUAUGGAGAGGAAUUGAGUCCGGAUCAAAGUUUGACGCCGGCGGGCAGCAAAACCUCCUCUCCGUCUUCCCUGGAAGAAGAGGUCAUGCUGGGGACACUGACUUUCUCAGUGGACUACAACUUCCCAAAGAAAGCUCUGGUGGUGACUAUCCAGGAGGCCCACGGGUUGCCAGUCAUGGACGAGCACAAUCAAGGCUCUGACCCCUACAUCAAGAUGACAAUCCUGCCAGACAAGAGGCACCGCGUGAAGACGCGAGUCCUUCGCAAGACGCUGGACCCCGUCUUCGACGAGACCUUCACCUUCUACGGGAUCCCCUACAGCCAACUCCAGGACCUGGUGCUCCAUUUCCUGGUGCUGAGCUUCGACCGCUUCUCUCGAGACGAUGUCAUCGGGGAGGUGAUGGUGCCACUCGCUGGGGUGGACCCGAGCACUGGAAAGGUCCAAUUAACCAGGGAGAUCAUCAAAAGGAAUAUCCAGAAAUGUGUCAGCAGAGGGGAGCUGCAGGUUUCUUUAUCUUACCAUCCUGUCGCCCAGAGGAUGACCGUGGUGGUUUUGAAGGCGAGACACCUGCCCAAGAUGGACAUCACCGGCCUCUCAGGUAGAAAUCCUUAUGUCAAGGUGAACGUGUACUACGGCAGAAAGCGCAUUGCGAAAAAGAAAACUCACGUCAAGAAGUGCACUUUGAAUCCCGUCUUCAACGAAUCUUUCAUUUACGACAUCCCUGUGGAUCUCCUCCCCGAUGUCAGCAUCGAGUUUCUGGUCAUCGACUUUGACCGCACCACGAAAAAUGAGGUGGUGGGCCGGCUGAUCCUGGGGGCGCACAGUGUCACAGCGGGCGGUGUGGAACACUGGCGGGAGGUGUGCGAGAGCCCCAGGAAGCAAAUUGCCAAGUGGCACAGCUUGAGCGAAUAUUAGCAGGGUAAGCGGAGGGCGCUGCGCACUUUGCCCCGCGCCCAGACGCAAACAGACACUUGACCUUUCAUUUUUCUCCUCUCUUCCGUUUUAGUUGUAGAAACUUUAAAGAAGUUUCCAUAAGAAGCAGCUGAUCGGUUCUCUCUAGCGAUGUUAACUUUUGCAGGGCACACUAAAGUUCUAAACACAUAACUACAAAAAUACAUUUAAAACAAAACUACAAAAAAAGAACAUUAAUUUUAAUAAUACCACAAAACAUAUAUAUUAUAAAAUUAAAAAAAAAAGAAAAACCACGGUGUAACCACGCACUAUUGCAUGCCGAAUACAAAAGUUUUUAAAAAACCACAAAAAAAAUAACUUUACCAAUAUCAAAAGUACAGUUUUUAAUACGAUUUAUCUGUUACUAUGAAAGUCGUGUUUUGUGCUGAACUGUCUUUGUUGGUAAUCACUACAAUUGGCCUAUUCAGCUUCUCUCCCAACUUAUUUUCCUUUUAAAAAAAACAAACACAAAAAAUGGUGUUGAAUUGCUGGUUCUUUCUUGACUUUGUCUGCCCUCAUCCUUCCUGCUGAUACUUUGCAUUUUUUGUGUGUGUGACUUGGGUGAACUAACGCCAUUGGUGUAUGCAAUAGGUUACGCAUCUGUCUUGGGUCAAAGAGAUAUUGAAGCCAAGUGGGGUGGGAAGGAAAUGGCUCCUUAGAACGAUAAGCUGCUGCUGAACACAUUCCCCACCCCACUCCGUAUAACAGGGUCCUAGAAUAAUUCCUUUAUCCUUAUUUGUCGCCCAGCCAUCAGUCGAAACCAUUGCAAGUCUAAACCACUAAUCUAAUCAUCUAUCCGUUGGUCCAAACCAAUGAGGUCUUUUUAUGAUGUUUUAAAGUGUUUUUAGCGUUUCUGUUUGCCGCCCUGGGCUCCUGCUGGGAGGAAGGGUGAAAUAUAAAUCAAACAACAAAUAAAUAAAUAAACUU